AUGACGUCGCCGUUUUUGUACAUAUCUUGGUUGCUUCUUCUUGCCGAAACGACUUUCCAAAAUGCUCUUUUUGUGACUGGAAAUUCUGAUUCUGGUGCUCUUAUUCAGAAAUUGCCAUUUUCCCCAGCUGAAAAUGUUAUCAGAAGUAGAAGGGGUAUCGAAACUGUCACUAUUCCCGAUUAUGUCACUCAAAAGACCUUUCCCUCGCAUCUAAAAGACAUGCACCAGGCUUUUAUUCGCGACACUUCUGAUUCUUUUCAUUUAUUCUUUCGAAAUUGCGAGGGAACUGUUAGUACGAAAUUUUCGUAUUGGACAUCAACUGAUUCUGGAAAGUCCUGGACUGACGAGAGCGCGAAAUUUGGCGAAAAUGUGAUCAUAAGUCUCAUGCAAGGGAGCGAUGUCGAUCGAGACCGGUUGGUUUUUCUCGAAGCACCGGAGACGAAAAGGGAUGAACGAGCUAUUUUCGUUUCUAAAGAUGGAAUGAAAACGAUGAAGGAGAUAAUUCUCCCUCCUGGAGUUACUGCGAGCAGCAUCACUUUUCACCCAAGUCAAGUUGAUUGGUUUCUAUUGCAGGAUUUUUCGAAAAUGACGCUGUGGGUAUCUCGGGAUUUCGGAGAGACGCUGGAUAAGCUUUCGGACUCUGUUAGUCCGCAAAAAGUCUACUGGGGCGACGAAAAGUACGAAACAAUCACUGGCGAAGAAGCAUCGGUGAAGAAUUGGGAACGAGUUGUUCAUUUUGAGCGAUUUUCGAUCAAAAACUAUUUGCGAAACUACGAGGUUGUUUCGUGCUUGGUGCCAGAUUGCUCUUCAGCUGGAGAAGAAUAUGAAGCGCUGCGAGAAUAUUCGAAGAAAAAUGAUAUGGCGGAAGGAUCUUUCAGAAGCGAGAAUGGCUUCUUAUUCUUUGAAAGUCGGAUGAACUAUGUCUCUCUCCUCCAUGUCUCCCAAAAUCGUCUGCCUUUCCAACGCACAUCUUUUCCUGCUGAAGUUUCUCAUGAAGAUUUUCACAUUAUCUCCACGGACCAAAACUUCAUUCUUCUCGCUGUCAAGCACGCCAGUGGUAUUUGUAAUUUGUACGUUUCUGACGAGAAUGGUGUGCAGUUCCGCGAGUCAUUGACGGACGUGAAGUUUUUUGAUCGAGUAGCGACGGGUUGCAUGAGUGUUUCGAUCCAACCAAAUGUUUUCAACGCUGAUAUUCAUCAAGUGAAAGGGUUGAGAGGGUGCUUUUUGGCGAAUCAUUACUAUGAUGAUCGUUAUCAAUCGGUGAUCACAUGGAAUGGAGGAAAAAGCUGGUCAGUACUUUCCCAGCCUCUGUCAACUGAAGAAAUAGCAGAGGGAGAUACUUUGAACAUUCACUUAGAAGAUGCGUACCUAUCCACGGGAGUUUAUGUUCCAACAGUCAUUUCGAAAAAGCUCAUGCCAGGAUUUGUCCUGGCUAUGGGCUCUGUGGGCCCGCAACUGAGCGAUAAGCUUAAUUUGUUUAUAACAAACGAUGCUGGGAAGACAUGGAAGAGUCCUUCUUUUCCGGGAAAAUUGGAGAAUACACGAAGUCUUCACGCUUUUCUCGAUUAUGGGUCGAUUUUAGUCGUGAUUCCUGAGAAGUCAAUUGAGCUGUAUUAUACCGUUGAUGAUGGACAAAAUUGGAAGACGAUUCAAAUGUCGACUGAGCCUAUUGUCUCUGAUGCGAUUUGGACAAAAGGAGAAGGCGCUGAAGAAUUUAUCGUAUUUGCCCAUAACGGUAAUCAUCAAUGGGUCACGAUUUCGAUCAACAUUGCUCAUUUGUAUGAGUACUGCAAGGAGAGCGACUACGAGUCGUGGGUAUACUCAAACUGCGAUGAUAAAAAUACGAUUGGAGCGGAGAUUUCAUACUGGAGAAAGAAACCCUUGUCAAGUUACGGUUGA
Molecule: messenger RNA, 1899 nt
Organism: Oikopleura dioica
Lineage: Eukaryota; Metazoa; Chordata; Appendicularia; Copelata; Oikopleuridae
Source: the annotation of a GenBank genome assembly